AUGAUCUAUACAAUCUUCACUUUUACAAUUCUUUUUCUCUACUACCAAUCCACCUAUGCCCAAGCAUCCUGCAAUGGCAAAUUCGAAGCGAUUUCUGCAGAAUCUUUCAUCGCCAGUAUAAGCCCAGGUUGGAACCUCGGCAAUUCCCUCGAUGCAUUUCCCCAAGAAGGUGAUUGGAAUAAUGCUCCUGUUACCGGAGAAGUUUUUGACACCGUAAAAAAGGCUAGGUUCAAAACCGUUCGCAUUCCAGUGACCUGGGCAUAUCAUUUCACUGGUGCUUCAAACGAAGGGGACGCCCCAGAAUGGACUGUUGACCCCAGUUGGCUCGAACGUGUUUCAGAGGUGGUGGCCAUGGCCAUUGACCGUGGCCUUUAUGCUAUUGUGAACGUUCACCAUGACUCAGCGCUCUGGGCUGACGUGACCAAAGAAGAUGCGAAUCUUACGAUGAUAGAGGAGAAGUUUUACAAGCUCUGGUAUCAGAUUGGGGUCAAACUAGCAUGUUUACCAUCUUCUGUGGCAUUUGAGCCUCUCAACGAGCCUCCUGGCAACACGGCUAAGCAUGCUCAAGAGUUGAACAAACUGAACAACAUUUUCCUGCAGGCAAUCAACGAUGCCGGAGGUUUCAAUCCUCAGCGAGUCGUUACGCUUGUUGGGCCUGGAGAAGACAUCAUUCGGACAAAUGCCUUCACAUCCGCGGCAUGGGGAAGAAACAUUUGGGGCUCUGAAUCAGAUCAGGCGGCUCUGGAAGAUGACUUUGCUCAGCUGAGAAACAAUUUCACCGAUAUUCCUGUUGUCAUUGGUGAAUGGCUCGUGAGUCCAGUCUUCAGCGAGCCAGCUGCACGAUGGAAAUACUACGACUUUAUCAGCCGGACUGCAACAUCAUUCGGAUUUGCGACUAUCAUUUGGGACAAUGGUAACGAUCAUCUAGACCGAGAAUCACACACCUGGCGAGACCCAACUUCAAUUAGUGUUCACCAGAAUGCCUUGAUUGGUGUCAACAAUAGCUUGCCGAUCUCAACAAUUGACUACUAUUCAAAAGAACAGUUGUCUUCUGCCUUCAUAUUCCACCGCAUUGGAGACGAGAUCAAGUCUUCAACACUUCAAUUUCACUUAAAUGGCAACCUGGUCAUGUCUAUCUCUGAUGGUACUUCAAAAUUGAUUCUCGGAAGAGAUUAUCUUGUUUCGGACGAGAAUAUCAUCAUCUCGGCAUUUUACCUGUCUAAUCUCAUCAAGACGCAAGAACCGGGCACUGAAGCAAUUCUUCAGGUUUCAUUUUCUUCUGGGACAUCGAUGCCUGUUUAUGUCAUACAGUGGGAUGUCCCGACUGUUCAAACGGACCACUCACAAGCCAUCGAAGGAUCGGACCUGCAGAUAGAUAUCGAAUGGCACGGUUUGAAGAAACCGGCUGCCGUGGCAGCGUAUAAUGCUGACGGGUCCUACCUUGUGGAUGAAUGGACUAACCAGCUUGGUCCUCUCGAGCAGGGCCGUACCACAUAUGGAGGACAGUGGAUUUGGACAUGGGACCAAAAUGGAAUUACUAUUACGAGUAAUGCUGUCUCAACAGUUAUCUCUGGAGGUCAGGCUACCACAUUUAUCAUUGAAGCAUUCCCUCGUUUGCCUGGGAAUAGUACCAUCCAGCGCCUUGUGUUGGAAGACAUGGACGCUUUUGCCGAACCUCCCCAAGACCAAAACCAAGACGAUGACCGAGACCUGGAACCUCAUAUUUCGACAUCUUUUGGCGGGAAUGACGAUAUUUUUCAGGAUUUGUCAUUCUUCGAUGUGGAACAAUCGGGUUCAUUCGAUGAUCAGAUGGAGCACUGGCUGCGUGUCCCUCCUCCUGAACUUGCUGAACAGGAACUCCUGCCACCGAGUGAUUCUGAACACAGUCAAAUAAUUGCCUCCGAUAUGAAUUUAUCAAGUUUGAUUGUUGAUGCCGCCGAUCCUACUAUCCGGCAGCUUCCAGCCAACUUUGGUGGCACCACAGAUCAAGCUUCCGCAGCAGCUAGUUCUGCAGAUGAGGCCACUUCUGAGAAUCUAAUCAAGGUUGGUAAACCGGCUACGAGGUUCAGUCGUGAGGCAGUCAAAUUGCUCAGAAAAUGGUUUUUGGCCCACAGCCAUCAUCCAUUCCCCAACGAAAAUGAUAGGACAAUGCUUCAGCAGCAAACCGGUCUCGACAAAAGCCAGAUAAUGACUUGGUUUGCGAAUACUCGUCGUCGCAAUAACAUAACCAAGACUAGGGAUAAGUCGCCUUAUCCCACAGAAGCUAGGGACAUCUUGCCACGACCCGGCACUCCUCUUCCACGUGAUUCCUCCUCGAUGAAUCCGUUAGAGCGAUGGGUAGACUCGCCACCAGAAAAUGAGCCUGUCUCGAUGACUGUUAUUGCUCGAGCUAUGGCCUCUAGUCCAUCCGCCUCUGCUUCUGAUGCCAGCUCCACUGGUCGCUUCAUGAGGAGCUCCGAUGGCUCGGCUCCUAGUAGAGGCUCAGAAUCUUCGGCAGACUCAAAUGGCGAUCGUUCUACAGAAGGGCCAUUUGACCCAUUGGGCAAUCUUCGUUCGCGUCGCAGGAGAACAAGAAGAAGAAAGGCCACGAAACGAGGUAAUGAACAAAUGUCAUUGCUGAACCUAGCCAAGAAAUAUCAAUGUACGUUUUGCACGGAAAGCUUUGGCAGGAAGUAUGACUGGCAACGACACGAGAACUCAGUUCACCUACCAUUAGAGAGAUGGAUUUGUUGUCCAGAAGGUCCGUUGAUGAACAAUCCCACAAACAACAACCACCCAUCCUGUGUUUUCUGCGGCCUGGUUGAACCAGAUGUUGCACAUAUUGAGAAUCAUCACUAUUCAGUAUGUCGAGAGCGGAGCGUUACCGAGAGAUCGUUCAAUCGCAAGGAUCACCUGUCUCAGCACUUGAGACUUUUCCACCAGAAUGCACUAAGAUAUCUUCACAUUGGAUUGUCGUAG
Molecule: messenger RNA, 2958 nt
Organism: Fusarium sp. VM40
Lineage: Eukaryota; Fungi; Ascomycota; Sordariomycetes; Hypocreales; Nectriaceae
Source: the annotation of a GenBank genome assembly